Nicotiana attenuata is the source of this 831-nucleotide messenger RNA. Its product is annotated as pentatricopeptide repeat-containing protein At1g12775, mitochondrial-like. Lineage: Eukaryota; Viridiplantae; Streptophyta; Magnoliopsida; Solanales; Solanaceae. The coding region runs from base 1 to 831 and encodes 276 amino acids. The transcript is spliced from 6 exons. The record is from RefSeq and is a predicted model, not a curated record. Gene Ontology annotation, molecular function: protein binding.
AUGCUGAAUGAAAUAGAUGCAAGAGGUUUAUGGCCCAAUGAAGUUCGUUAUGGGGCUCUCUUGAAUGGUUUCUACAAGCAUGGCGUAUUGGUUUCUGCAAGAAAUAUCCUCAAGAAGAUGAAGUUGGAUAGAAUAUCUCCUAGUCAUAUUGCAUAUACAAUGUUAAUAGAAGGGAUGUGCAAAAUGGGGUCACUUGGAGAAGUUGUACCUUUACUUGAGGAAAUGUUUGAGAGGAGUAUAUGUCUUGAUGUUAUUUCAUACUCGGUGCUUCUAAAUGGAUUUUGUAAAGCUGGAAUGCUAAAUACAGCAAUGGAGAUAUUAAGGUCAUGUGAAUCUGAAAAGGCAAAAAAGGCUAAAAUCCAAGAAGUGGUGCAAUCUGAAUCGUCUCUUACAAACAUUAAGGUUGUAGAGAGGUGCUUUGGACCUCAACGCAAGAGUCAUAUAGUUGGAUUUGGUGGUGGGAUAACCUUUGUAGAGAAGGUUGUUGCUGUUGGUUCUUCAGCCAUAUCGUACUACUCAAUGAACCUUCUGUUGCAAAUUGUGUGCCUGAUUUUUCACUGUAGAGGUCUUAAGUUAUUUGAUGACUGUGGAUUGAAUUGCCUGAUCAAAUAUUUGAAGUCCGAAGAAGCUAUCCUUGAAGAAAGUGUAGAGCAACUUCAAGUACAAGAGCUGAAAAUAUUUGACGAAAUUGCCCUUGCAGAGGUUAUGCGGCCGCACAAUUAUGUGUGCACUCCGCACGUUGAGCUUGACUGGUCAACUGGGCCUCCUGGGGUCGCAGAAAAGUGGGAUGCGGCCGCACUUCAUUUGAUUGUGCGGACUGCACAUUUCUGA